GCACAAACAGCUUGUUGGCGCGUAAAAUUGGGUAUGGGUGUUGCAUAAGAUCGUUGUAUGGCUUGGUUUUUGUUCGCUUAAGAAAGGAGCAAAUUAUUUUUGCCAUGGCUGAAACAAUGAGCAAAGUAAAGAAUAUCGUAUCAGGAAUCCAUAAAACUCUUGAAUGUUCAAUAUGCCUUGAUAUCCUGGAUGAGCCUUUCUCAACAAAGUGCAAUCACCAGUUCUGCAGAAAGUGUAUUGAUAAACUGCUGGCUCAGAAGAAUAAGAAAGGUGGAGCUUUAUGUCCAUUGUGUAAAUGCAAGAUUUCAAAGAGAGGUCUCUUGCAAAACCAGAAAUUAGUUGGUGUCGUAGCAGCUGUGAGGAGUGUUUUAUCUGCCAUUGAUGAAGAUUUGAGAUUAGCAGGCAGCUUGGGAGAUGAAAGGGAUGAACAUAAGAGAAGACCAAAAGAAGUAAGUGAAGAGACUCCACUACAGAAAAACGGCUCUUUGGUUGCAAAUAAGCUGGAUACAGGAGGGUAUUCGGAUCAUUGUCACGAAGGGGACUCAGAGCCUGAGAAAGCAGGCAAUUACCGGCAGACAAAUACCAGAAAAUCCAGAAAGUUGCGUUGGUCUGAUGGCAAGAAUGAGGAGUCACUCAAAGUUUCUGACGACCACCUUGCUGAAAUCCUGCAGACGUCAAAUCUUGGUAGAAGACGAAAACAGCCAAGAAGAAGACGUGGAAAGCCAUCGAUAAAAGAUGACAACCAAGGAAGGCCUUCUGCAGAUGACGUAAAAAGGGAUCUGAAGCCAGCUGAUAGUGAACAAGGACAGGUUCAGUGCACACCAGGAGUUCCUGAUGAUAAGACCCCAAAAAGCGUUACUGGAUGCAUUGCUGGCCUUGCCAACGAGCCUGAAAUUAAGGAUGGGGCUUACAGUGUCAGCAGUAAAGAAACUGAAACGGCAAACGAGGUGGUCGCUGAGACUCCUUUGCUUCCUGUGCCCAGUGCCGUGGAAUGGAUGUUGUCCGAAGGUAGAGAUAAGAUAAACAAGAGACAAGCCACGAAAAAAGUUUCGCCAUUUUCUGAUGAGCAACUGAAAGCACCGUUGCCGCCAAGGAGCCCUAGUGGCUUUGAUUUUGUGGAUGACGAUUCGCCGAAGGAGUCCGACUUGUGUGAAAGGGUCAAACGGAGAGCAAACAGAAACAAGGUGUCUCUCAAAUGUGAAAAGCAGAAGCAAGAUUCAGUAAUGUUACGACUUGAAAAGGAAUUGGAGUUUGAUAGGAAGCAACAAAGUGCUAUGUCCUCUAGGAACAAAAAGUCCGAUAAGAUAACGGGUACUCUUGAAAAGAGCAGUGACUUUGUUACAGCACAGAAAAGAGAAAAGAAGUUAGUCCGAAAAGGGAAAACGAAAAAGGUGGAAUUUCUCAAGGAAGCCUGGAAUAAUACCUGUGACCGCCGUGAUGGAAGUCAAUUAAUUGAAAGCGAUCAUACUGAUCCGGUUGCACAAGGGAAAUGUCGAGAGGAGAAUGAAAACCCAGUGGUAUUGGAUAAGAUGAAAGCAGAGAGACCUGAUAUACAGCAUAGAUUAUUGGCAACAGAAGAUGUUGCUCAGGACGUUGGGUCUGCUAUUCAAUUAUGCUCUCCUGUAAUUGAUAAAGGAAGUGUUCCAACACCUGUGAGAGAGGAAGCCAUCAUCAAUGCAGCAGUAAUCAGGUCGUUGAAUAUCGCAGAUGUACAGGUGACAGAGGCUGGACACGAAAGCCAAAUUAUCCCUGGCACAUUUUCAUCUCCAAGCAAUUCAGAUUACAAUGUUAUUAAUCCAAUGGAAUCGCCGUUGUAUAAGGGCUAUAAGAGAAGACCGGUGCGAAAGAAGUUGGCCGAAGCAGAACUGGAAAAAUCUGUAAAGAGCUCUGGGUCUGCUUCUGAAGUUAUUCUAGAAAAUGCCAAAGACAUAGCUGAGCCUGACAUUAAUAAGCAAUUCUCCAAGACAGACGGCGCUAGCUAUUCAGGACCAGAACCGCUGCAAGAUCGCACUUCAGAGGAAGUCUCUUUGGGAAUCUCUAAGGACUGCUCUGUUAAGAACGCUGUCAUUGUCUUAAAUACUGGCAAUACCAAUUCCAUAGAUAUGUCGAAAGAGUCAACAGUUAAUGAUGUCAGCAAAAGUCAAGUUGCUGUAGUAUUACACGAAUCGAGCGAUGAUAGAUCAGACAGAAAACAAGUUCUGAAAAAACUGCAACAUUAG
Molecule: messenger RNA, 2219 nt
Organism: Rhopilema esculentum
Lineage: Eukaryota; Metazoa; Cnidaria; Scyphozoa; Rhizostomeae; Rhizostomatidae
Source: RefSeq, a predicted model, not a curated record